AUGGAUUUCUUUGAAGAUUUUGGUGUCAUCAGCGUAUGUUGCAAUGAGAUGCAUUUUCUGUUAGUAAACGAGCAGGAAUCCCAUCCGGGCCAUGAGCUUUGUCAUUAUCAAGAGUUCUUAGUACAUUAGCUACGUCGUCAGUUGUUAAAACAACAUCCUCCAACAAGGAAAUGUUAUCAGUAUAUAGAAGUAUCUAGAUCAUUGGUGAAGAUGGAUGUAAAAUAAUUAGUAAAGAGAGUUGCUAUGUGCAUAUGUCCGCUGGUGUUUCCGAGUAUUUCCUUGCAUUUCCUUCAACCCCCAUUGAGACUUUCGCGGGAACAUUGCAAGAUUUGGUUUUUAGCUUGAAGAGCGACCAGAAACGCUUUGGGUUAUUUCCGUGAUCAUCACAAAUAGAGUUGAUGUACUUUGAAUGACUUUCACGCAGCAUUUUUUAAUAGCAGUUCUGAGAUGUCCUUAAAUCCAAUGGCAAUGCCAGCGUAUAGUUGGAGAAGAUGAUGUUAGCACUGCGAGUGAUGAGGAAGUGAAGCACGCAGCGUAUGCUGAUGAUCUCGAUGGUGCAGGAGUCCUUGGGUGUUUGCGAACGUGGUGGAAUCAAGUUGUUCACUUUGGUCCUCUCUUGGGAUACUACCCGAAAGCCUCGAAGACUUGGUUAGUUGUGAAAGAGGACAGAGUUGAUGCUGCGAGAAAGAUAUUCGCGGACACUGAUAUUAACAUCACAUCUGAAGGACGUGCAUAUCUUGGUGGUUUUGUUGGAAGUAAGGAAUCGAGAGAAAACUAUGUGAAAGAACUUGUCAAGAAAUGGUGUAAGCAGCUGAUGAAGUUGCCACAGAUAGCGCAGUCGGAACCACAGGCAACGUAUGCAGCAUUUGUUUCUGGUUUUCAACAUAAACUGACCUACUACAUGCACACUCUUCCUAACCUCGGUCCAUUACUGCAGCCAUUCGAUGAAAUCCUAAACCAUCAUUUUAUUCCUGCCAUAACUGAAGGCCAUCACUGCUCCCAAGACGAACGCAAACUCCUUAGUCUUCCUGCUCGUUUUGGUGGUCUUGCUAUUCCCAUCUUCUCCCAGAUCGCCGAGAGAGAAUACGAAUACUCCAAGAAAGCUAGUCAACAACUGACCGAGAACAUCAAAUCUCAGACUGUGGAAUACUCCUUUGACAACACAGCUCAUCACUCAACAAAGAGUGACAUCAAAAGAUCGAGAAAUCUGGAGCAUGAACAGAUACACGCGGGGUUGCAAGAAAGGAUAAACCAGAAACGUGCAAAUGAGAUUGCCCAAAUGAAACGAGCGUCAAACUGGUUAACUUCACUGCCAAUAAGGGAAGAAAACUACGUCCUCAACAAACGAGAAUUCUAUGACGCUAUUCGUAUGAGAUACAGGUGGCCGCUCAAGUUUAUUCCAACUACUUGUGCUUGCGGGAAACGGUUCUCGGUAGAUCAUGCAUUGUCCUGUCUCAAAGGCGGCUUCGUACAUCAACGCCACGACGAAAUCCGCGAUCUUUGUGGGCAGACGGCUACCGAGAUUUCUAACGACGUGGAGAUUGAACCAAACCUUCUCCCUCUCACUG
Paramuricea clavata is the source of this 1568-nucleotide messenger RNA. NCBI's taxonomy places the organism in Eukaryota, Metazoa, Cnidaria, Anthozoa, Malacalcyonacea, Plexauridae. The record is from the annotation of a GenBank genome assembly.